Ascochyta rabiei is the source of this 837-nucleotide messenger RNA. RefSeq lists its product as uncharacterized. The record is from RefSeq and is a predicted model, not a curated record. The transcript is spliced from 2 exons. Gene Ontology annotation, molecular function: nucleic acid binding. Bases 1 to 837 code for a protein of 278 amino acids. NCBI's taxonomy places the organism in Eukaryota, Fungi, Ascomycota, Dothideomycetes, Pleosporales, Didymellaceae.
AUGGCCGACUUCGCCAGCUUCGUCAAGGAUUCGCGAGAGAAGAAGAAGAACGAGAAUCUCGCGCAGCAAUUCUUAGGCUCUCGCGGCCGCACAGGGACGCCAACGUCUGGCUCUGGCGCAAAGUCACGGCAGAACUCAGAGAAGCCAACCCUGCUGAGUCGCAUAAGUGGAGGCGCUGGCGUCCAGAAGGGCCGCUCAGCAUCAGCGAAACCAUCUGGCAACAUCGAUGGGAAAUGGCAACAUGAUCUGCACAAGGUCAAUAACCCCAACGGACCGCCUGCCAGAGCUGCGAAACUGGGCCGCACAGCUUCCGCCUCUCAGAUCGACCGCAACAGCCGAACCUACGACAAGUUCGCCUCUGUCCUGAACAAGAAUGCGAAUGGGCGCAGCGAUAGUGCACCUGGAUUCAGCAUUAAGGGCGUCGCGAGCACCGGUCCCUUCACAGUCAUUGCAAGCAACUUCGCACCUGGUACAACAGCCUCUGAUAUCGAGGCUGUCCUAUCGCCCCACGGAGGAGAGACACUCGGCUGCAGACUACUGACUGCUGCACCCACAGUCAUGGUGGAGCUUCAGUUUGCAACUAGGGAGGGUGCUGAGAACGUUAUAGCGACAUUCAACAACCAGAAGGCUGAUGGCAGGACUCUCUACGUAUACAUGAAGGAAGCACCAUCAAGCAAUGCCCUUGCUCACUCUCGACCACCGCCUGCUCGCGCUACCCAAGUUCUUGACGAUAUGGAGGUCGACGGUGCCCGCAAUGGAAGCUUCCAGGACGGGAGAUACGGUUUUAGUGAGGGCGGUCGCAGGGACCCGCCACGAGGCCCCCGCAGACGUUACUAG